UGUGUCUAAACUGCCGGCGAGUUUAACAAAAUAUUUUACCAAUAGCAGCGAUGUCGGGCAGGUCGGUCCGCGCCGAGACACGGAGUAGGGCGAAAGAUGACAUCAAGCGGGUUAUGGCUGCUGUUGAGAAAGUACGAAAUUGGUAAGAGGGAACGCGUUAUCUAAGAGAGCAGCAAAUGCUAGUGGGGGGAGGAGAGACCAGGAGAAGAAAGAACGAAAUACACACUAAAUCAAAUUUGGUCGGAUGCUACCUCGGCUCAGGUGUACUGCACCCUCUCGCCUUGAUCUGGGAGGAGGUCGCCGCUUAAAACACUUAUAAUGGAGAAGAAAUGGGUAACUGUCGGCGACACAUCCUUGCGAAUCUACAAGUGGGUGCCUGUGACCGAACCCAAGUCAAAUGAUAAGAGCAAAAACAAGAAGAAAGCCAACAACGACAAGUAUGGGUCGGAGAUCACAACACCAGAAAACAGCUCCUCUCCCGGAAUGAUGGAUAUGCAUGAUGAUAACAGUAACCAGAGCUCCAUUGCUGACUGCUCUCCCAUGAAGCAGGAAAACAGCAACAGUGCCAGCCCUGCCCAAGAGGCCAUGGCAACUUCCCAGAGUGACAGCAUUGAGGCCAAGAGUGACCAGAGUCGGUCCCCUGGCAAAGAGCAGCUGAAGAGCACAGACAGCAAGAGUGGAAAUGUUCACCCCUCAGCAUUUUCAAACACAAGCACACCUAAGAGAGACCGAAGGUCCACUGGAAGGAAUGAACCAUCCUCGGACAGUCCUCAAGAUUCUCAGGAAUCUGAAGAUGGCACUCCUCCCAAUAAGAAGGGGAAGUUGGAAACUCCCUCAGAUUUCCUCAAAACCAGCUAACUUAUCUUUUACCAUCACCAAUUCCUUGAUCUGUUGCCAUGUCCUCAGCCCUCCUGUGUCUUAAUUUCUUUAUUCUUCUGAAUUGGUCCAAGUGACAUCGAGCACCCACCUCUACCCCAAAAAAGACUUUAAAACUUAAACUAAACCAGGAUCAGCUGGAUGGGGCAGUGUCGACCUAAACUGCAGCUAAAUCUCAUUUUGCCACACAUCUGCUAUUUUUGUUCUUAAGUAUAUGUACAUAUAUUUAGUUUUUGUUCAUGCGGGUCAACACACUGUUUGAAUCCUCUUAAGAUCUGUUGGUUUUGCUGCUGUUCUGUUUAUUACUUUGACAGUAAAACAUUUAGUUAAUUUAACUAAAGACAAUACCUACAUAUUUCGUGCCAUUCAGUCAGUCGCAUAUCUAUUUCCUUUUCUCCUUAUGGAAACUCACUUUUAGCAUAGUCCUGCUACCAGAUUAGUUGUGUACCUUGAAUUACCAGAAUAAUGAGAAACAUGUUGAUUUGUUUAAAUUGUAUGUAUACUUCAAUCUGGUAUAACAAGUGCCCAGUUUUUGUUAACCUGUAAAGCAUUUUUCAGUGCAUAUGUAGGCUGUUUGGUUAUAGAUGGCUCUUUGAAUACCUCACUGGAGUCCAGCAGUGCUGGCAACACUAUGUAUAGAUUAUUAAACUAAGUAUAACCUUUUAUUUGAAAAAUGUAAGUAGCCUAAAUAGUUGUUUCCUCGUUAGUCUUUGCACAGCUAAAAAUGCCAUUUUAAAUUAUGGCCUGGCUACAGAAAGUCUAAUGUUGACUGAUGUCUUUUGGGACCCUUAUGUUAUUUUAUUGUAUAUACAUUUCAGUUGGUAUUGAUUCUAUAAUGUAAAAAUAAGUUUAAACCUGUUACACAGCUACAAUGCAGAGUGUAGGCAGCAUGUUGCCAUAUCAUGUACACCAAGGUUCCCUAACGGGCAGGCUGAGUUUGCCUAAACAAAACAAUUUUAUACAGUGCAUUUGCGAAGUACUCAGACCCCUUGACCUUUUCCAUAUUUUGUUACAAUAAAGCCUUGUUCUACA
Molecule: messenger RNA, 1908 nt
Organism: Oncorhynchus kisutch (coho salmon)
Lineage: Eukaryota; Metazoa; Chordata; Actinopteri; Salmoniformes; Salmonidae
Product: BAF chromatin remodeling complex subunit BCL7A
Exons: 6
Coding region: 319-858 (179 amino acids)
Source: RefSeq, a predicted model, not a curated record